This is a messenger RNA of Nematostella vectensis (starlet sea anemone), 3217 nucleotides long. Its product is annotated as lactadherin-like. The coding region runs from base 206 to 973 and encodes 255 amino acids. Lineage: Eukaryota; Metazoa; Cnidaria; Anthozoa; Actiniaria; Edwardsiidae. The transcript is spliced from 3 exons. The record is from RefSeq and is a predicted model, not a curated record.
UAAGACUGUUGAACAGUCUUAAUACGGCCAUGCAUUCAGAGCGCUAUAGAUUCAUUAUCAUCACAAUUAUCAUGCUGUAUUAUCCCCAUUUUGUUCCCCCAAAGGGUAACCAUCUCAGCACGGUAUUCUUAUUUCAAAAGGAUGUGUAUUCCAUCGUGUAAGUCACUUAUUUCAAAAACCACGAGAAGACACAGAGCUAAGAGACAUGCUUCUCUUUCUUUGCCUAUUCGUAUUCCCUCUCACAUCGGCAAAUCAGAAAACAAGGAACUCCAUGUUUGGCCAUUCACUCCUUGCAUCUCCCUACAACGAGACAGAUGUUGGGGAACUUUGGGAAUGCUACAAACUCUGCUAUGACGACAAAGAAAACUGCGCCAGCAUCAAUUACGACAUGAAAAAAGGGAGAUGCAAACGCAUGAAGGUUACACAUGUAAACCUGCCUUGCGAACUCGUGAAAAUGAAGGACCAUGUUUACGCGGAUAUAAGAGGUUGCGCUAAGAAGCAGCACCCUCUGGGAAUGGAAGAUGGCAGCAUUCCUGACUCGAGUAUCACGGCUUCGUCACAAAAUCAUGCAAACUACAGCCCUUAUUAUGGACGUCUGAAUAACCAAGCAGUUAGUGGCAAACGCUGGGGGUCAUGGGCAGCCAAGAUUAAUCAAAAAGGCGAGUACCUGCAGGUGGACCUGGGCCGAGUCACAUGGGUUACCCAUGUUGCAACGCAGGGGCGUCCGAAAGGAUCAAGUUAUAUCCAGUGGGUGACUGAGUACACCGUUGAAUACAGUCUCACGGGAGAUCAAUGGCAAAGUUACCCAGACGGAAAUGGUGUGAUUAAGAUUUUCCCUGGCAACUCAGAUCAGACCACUGUGGUGAAGAACGAGUUCUCCCCUGCCAUCAAAGCGCGUUACGUCAGGAUUGUAGUACAGGCUUGGUAUAGCUAUAUCACUAUGAGAGCGGAGUUUUACGGAUGUGCAGCUUAACUUAGUUAGACCUCUUUGGAUUGCACACAUUUCCAAUACUGUCAACUGCAUUCCGAUGGACUCCGGUCGUCAACCAUCGGAUUCCGGUGGUGAACUGACUUAGGCUUAAGGUUUUUAGUUCUUUUACUCAAACCUCACUUAUAACGGGGCUUCCUGUGGUAUUUUAUCCUGACUCGGUUUUAUCCUGAUAACGGGAUUGAUAAUCCCAAUGGGGCUUCCUGUGAUAUUUUAUUGCGGCUCCAUCUGCACACCGGGUUCCCUGUGUGCUUUUUUCGUUGGGGAAGGGGUCUACGUAGCCCGGCGAUGGAGGCGCUUAUUGGUUUUGCAUAUGAUUAUCGGCAUUAUUUUGCAUAUAAUAUUCGCCUCUUCUGGCCUAAGACAUGUGGUAUUCUGGUCGUCCGAUGCAUCCAUCCGCCGACCGGAAUCCAUCGGACUCCGGGUGACUUUUUGCAGGAGCAUGCGCUUGGGCUGGCCACUUGUAACACGGGCUCAAAAUAACGCGCCAUUGUUGUUCGUAAUUCACUAUUGUCCGGGAAUCACUGAAGCAUUUUUGUAUACAUUCCAAAUCUUACUCUCUAAAUAACUUUGUUUUUUAAAUAGCAUUAUUUCUCAAAGAAUUUCAAAUAUUCAAAGAAUUUUACACCGAUUGCAGCCAAAUUUACAGGGAAAUGUCAAGAGCUGCAAAUAAACUACGUUAGGAUGUUUUUAACAUAUAUAUGACAGUUUUAGACGCUCAAAUUGCUUAAAUUUGUAAUAUGGCCAUUUCAAAGAACAUUGGAUAUUUCUUCCAAAAUCUGCUGGAUAUCCAAUUUUGUUAUAUAUGCUAGGAUGUAUACAGUAUACAUAUCAGUAUUUAUGUUACAAGGGAAGAACCUGUGGUACACGCUCUGUGUAAUGCGCAGACCAAAUAAACGCGAUAGAUUCCUGUGAUUUAUUUAUUGCAAACACAGUGAAUCAACAUUUAUUUGAAUACUAUCGAAAUCAAUUCCUACAAAUUCCGAUCUCUUGUUCAUUCACUAGCCAAAUACUAAAACUUGAACAAGAUUUGUUUUUCAGUCACAAAUUUUAUUAACCAAAUGUCAUAAUGUACAACACAGUAUGCGUAGUACUGAGCCCUGAAGCUCUAAGUGGUUUAAUAAUUCUACUUAUUUCGUCGUAUUCCCCAAUUUUCAAAAUAAAUUAAUCGUGCUACCCAUCUAAGCUAAUGUUCAUGGAACACACCUAGAGUUGGAAUAGUGUGGUACAAAGCCUGUAUGUUUUGGUAAUUUGGUUUCAAUAAUUGUAAUUUUUGGCAAUUUCACAAAUUUGUGACUAUUUCCAGAAGUGUAGAAGUCCGCUCGUAAGGCCUAACAUGAUUGGCUAGAUUACCCUCAUUGUUCUAUUGUAUUCCCUUCGUCUGUGUUGCAUCAAUCCUAACCAAUCCAAUGUGGUGAAAUCUUCCGAUAGCUUCUACAUGGCCCACUAUUUCACCGAAGUCUAGUGUCACGGAGGAAAAUAACGAAAUAUAGAUUAACGUCAUCUUUGAAAACUAAAUAUCUUACUUUAAUUAAACACCGACCUUCCUGAAGUUAAGGACCGUUACAAAUAUGUUUUGUUUAUUCAACUAAAAGGCGUUCUGUUUGUUAAGCAAGUUAUACAAACAAAGCAACUUUAGCCGUUCCUAUGAAAUAGGAUAGCGAAAAAAAAGGUGACCCUUGACCCAGUGGAAAAGAAGGAGUGGCGCGUCCCUUUUCCAGGGGUAUUUGACAAUCGGAAUUUGGUCGUCAAUUUCUCUUAACGAAGGAAGAAAAGUUAGGUUAGUUAGGGUUUGCCCUGUGUAGGAUUCAGACCUGGCCCUCGGCAAAAUUAGCAUUUAGUACGGUUUCAGAUUUCGUGCGCAAAAAUGAUUGAAAUCUUGUCAAUCAUCAUAUUCAUGUGUGUAUCUUGCCAUGCGCACUAGCACAGCUAGCAUUUAGUGUGUGACAACCGUAGUUAGUAGCAACAUGUGAACAUUACGUAAGUCACGGUAGCCCAAGGGUAACAAACCGACAUACUCAUGGGGGGGGGAGUUCGUUCCUCGGACGCUAAUUGGCUGAGGUCUUUAUCUAAACAGAGAUAAAAGCUUUCCAUGGUUGUCAGCGUCGGAUUACCCAAGGGCGCCGUUGUAGGACCAUAUAAAAAGGGGUGCGGUAGAAGCCGCAGUCAGAUCUUGUAAACCUUCAGUCUGUAACAGCGAAGUAAAACCCGGUACCUGUACCGCCCCCA